Molecule: messenger RNA, 5472 nt
Organism: Amoebophrya sp. A120
Lineage: Eukaryota; Dinophyceae; Syndiniales; Amoebophryaceae
Source: the annotation of a GenBank genome assembly
CUAGCAUCUGAUGGAGAGAGAGAGGGAGACAGGAACUUCUAAUUCUUGGAUAAGCAUUAAGUAACAAGAGUAGCACGCGAGUCGUGAAAAAUUAAUCAGAAGGUUGGUCCGGCGGUUUGGGGCAGAACGAACCGCCAAAUCUGGGCAAGGUUCCGGACGAGAUGGGAAUAGAUUUAAAGUCUUGUCGUUCUAAUCUUCUGAUCUUUUCUUGACGUUGACAUUGAGUAGGCAAACAAGAUGUCGGUUUCCCCCGGCAGGAUCAGAGAGGGAAAAAAUGUCCAGAAGCAGACAACGCGCACGCCCACACGGUUAUUUUCGGACAGCUUGGAUGUGGAGUUUGUCGACGGUAGGACGGAGCGUGAGCGUCGUGCUGCUUCACUCGCUCGCAAACCGCGUUCUGAAAAAACCUCGCCUUCGCCGUCCAGAGAACGUGAACGUGCGGUCGUGCCGCGGACUGAAACUGUUGUAGUGACAACUAGCACGACACAGGACAACAUUUUCGCUGCAGGUCAUGCAGUGUCGUCAGGAGAAAGAGCCGCGCCGAGUACUAACCAGAAUUUGAAUCCGCUGAUCAGCAGUAGCAGCAGGGCCAGGGCCUUCUGCACGACCACAAGUGAAAAUAACGACAGCCGCGGCCCAGGUGUGGGGGUGGGCUACCGCCAACCGCAGCCAUCGUCAUCGACUGGUCGGGAGCCGGCACCGCAGCAGAUGGAGCGAGAGGCGGCUUCCACUGUCGUGAGUGCUCCUACUUCAGGUCUCCCGCCAAGAUUACAACGGCGCAGCACAAACACUACUAACGCAAAUCGGCGCAGCGGCCGCGGAAACAUCAACGCACCAGAUCAGAAUUACCAGGGGCACCAAAUUAGGCGCGGUACGAGAGCACAGACAGCGCAUGAAACUCUGGUCGCGCUAACUCGGCGACGGCGGCAGAAGAUGACCUCGGAGCAACUACUCGUCGUAAGUGCAUACAUCAUUUAUUAUAUUGGUUCAUCUAGUUUGUUAUAUUGCUUUUCUUUAAUUGUGCGAUUCCAAAUGAAAGACUAAGACAUAGACAAACUAACGCUUCAACCUGGUGGUUCGGAAAGCGCCACCCCCAACGCUGCCCUUCUUGUUCACGAUGUCAUUUCUAAAAUUAGCAUGACAACGCCACCAGGACGGUAUCGUUACUAUAUUGGGGGAUCGAGGUCUUCUUGUUCUUGCUAGACCCGUGACAAACAUAAACAAAGAAACAACCACACAACAGGAAGCGCAACUCCUAGAUCAACGGUACCACGAAAACUUGCGAUUUUUGAUAUCACACGAGAAACAAAAAGUGCAUCGGAAAAACGUAUCUUCUGGAAACAACGCCCAUCCCUACCAAUUUUUUGCAUGGCAAACAUUGGGUUUGAUGCAUGCACUGCAUGACAAAUUGGAUGAGGAUGCUUUUUUUUUGUGAGAACGCUAACAGAAUAGAAAAUAUUGAUUUUGGUAUAUAAUCCACAAAAGGAAACGCAAAGUGCACAGUGAAAAUCUUAAUCUACUUUAUUUGGUAUGCGUAUGAUAUGGCCCGACAGAAGAACGAGAAGAGUCGAAUGGAGUAAGUAUGCAACUCGUCAUGAAGAUUCGUAGAAGAUCGCUGCUUGUACAUGCACUUUUUGAUGUCAUACCAGCGAAGCGAAAAGGAGGCUAGAACGCAGCUUGCUAAUUCUAAUCUUAAAUUGCGAGCAAAGCUGCAGAAAAUCUACAAUUUUCUGCUGCCGCGGAAGGGAGUCAACAAAAAGGGACGCAACUUCCUCCUUAAGUUGAUCACGGAAGUGGACGAGGACCAGGAUCUUCAGGAAGGGGGGCUAGAGGAAGAAAAAUACGAACGUCAACCGCGACCCUUUUGUGGACAAAGACAACAAACAGCAGUUGCAGCGGAUCUGGAGCUCCCGACGCGGCCGCUUGCAGCGGUAAGAGACGAGGUGCAGUUUCACAACACGUCUAUGGGACAGGUACUUCAUACACACAAGACAGGAUGAUAGGUGAACGUGAACCUUUCUGCUACUAGUGAGUAACUCAGGAGUCUAACCACACGAUGUCGCUGGUGAAGACUGAAGAGGACCACGACGGAUCGUCCCCGUUUCUACUUUACGAAUGACUACCUCUGAUGUGUGAUGUUUUCUCUAUCUUCAAAUUGGAGUAAAAUUCUUUGUCUUUGUGCUUUUGUCGAUAUCGAUAUCGUGAAUAUCAGUAUGAUUUCAGUUUCAGAUGAACAAUCGUGUGCAGAGUUUGAGUUAUUAUAAAAAUAAUUCUUGCGGCAGCUAUUUAUUUCUCCAUUAUGCAAAAACCAGGCCGCUCCGCCCGCGAACGCACAAGGACAGGUUGGCGAGCCCGUGGAACGAUUGUUCCCUGCUGCGGCAGAUGAUGGUGCUUCUGGUUCCGGUCGCGAGAGUCAAGUGGCAGGGGCGGGGGAAGGAGCCCGCGCGGCCACAUCCGGCGCUAGUGGCCUGAUGGGCGGAGUAGGGGCCCUGCAUCUAGCAGCCCCUGAGGAAGAACCCGAGAUCAGCCUCGAUUGGAUCACUAAACCUAAGGUGAAGGAGUGGUUGAAACAGAGGAGGCAAGAGAAAAGAGAUCAAUUGAAGCAGCAGGAAAUAUUCGGAGUUGUUGCAGCGGAAACGACGUCGGAACAUUCGGGAUUCGCCUUUUCAUCCACUUCUACCUCGGCCAGCUGGAGCGUUGAAUAUGCGCAAACUGAUCUCCCGUGGUGGGAGAGGACGCAAAAAGACGAGAAGUCCAAUCUGUUCGGUCAGACCACGAACUCAACAACAUUAUUUGGAACAACAAAUGCGGUAGUGGAUUCAUCCUUUUCCUUGACGAACGGUUCGACCUCAUCGUCGAGAACGGGUCCUGUGUUCACACCUCCGACAAGGACCAGUGCGUCAAUGUCAACACAGCAGUUGGGACUCUUCUCGACGUCAAGUACCAACAGCAGCAGCCACGAGAAGGUAAAGGAGAUGAAGGAGGAGGAACAGCCGCAGUCUCAACCAAAUCCGCCUUCAAUGCCAGUCUUCCUACUUGGGCCCGAGACCGCGACACCGCGAUGUAACGACAAUGGUGGUAGCGUUCCGCAGGCUCUUUCGUUGCACGGUCCUCCCACGUCAACUUCUUUUGCUGCUGGCGAACAACUUCUGUUCAAUGGUUCGAAUAAGAACGAAGCAAAAGCUCCGGUGGCGGGUCACCAGCUGCACAUCCAUCUACAAGAUUCUCAGCACGACGUUAGCAACUACAGCAACAGCCUCUUCGGUGCAGUAGCGACCGCACACGAGCAACUGUCUAGAAGUGCAAACAACUCCAAAGGUCUCCCGGAUCAUCAGAACAUGUUCCUGCGCAGUACGUCGCACACGAGCUGCAGUGGCAUGCUUGGUGCAGGAGGAGGACAAUGGACGGGCUUUCACUCCAACGAAGCGUCAACCUCGGGUUCAAAAACCUCCAGUAUUUCGAUUUCCGCUUCGUCCUCUCGAGCAUCAUCUGCCGGGCGCAGUACUGCGGCAUCGCUCGGCGCGACGGGGGGUUUCUCGGGCGCAACUGCUUCAACAUCUUCGUCGCAGGGGAAACACAAUAGAAGCACCUCCACGUCGCGGCAGGCAGGAGGGGGAAAAGCAGUCCGAGGGAACCCCCAGCAGUCUCCUUCUCCGUCCUCACGGAGCAGUGCACCAGGGCAAAAUGAGUUGUGUCGUGCAACUCGUAGUUCUGAUGUGGCCUUUUGUUCACCAAGCAGCCGCAAGUCGUCCAAGGGUCCGCUGCGGAAGCAGCGUAGUUCGGAGGAUAUCGUGCGUCAUAUCCAGUCCACUAGGCGAACUAUGACCAGAUCCGCGUCGGCCAUUGUGCGGAGGCCGAGUACGCCAGCGGCAGCAGGCCUAGAACAGUGCGGCGGCGGCACUACACCACGCGUUCGCGUUCGCGCAUCAACUCCGCGAGCGACACGGGUAGGAGCAGCCCCUACAAUAGCACUCGGAAGCAACCACGACAACGUCGACGGCAAGUACACCGGGGAAGACAUGGAGCGCCGUGGCUCGCAGCAGGAUAUCAAAACUAAUACUAAGCACGUCUUUUCGUCAUAUUUCUCUGGCUACAGCAAAUUAUGUCCCCGGAUGAGCAUGAGCGUUUUCGUUUGUUGAAAGCUGAUGUGCUAACACGUAGCCCGAAAGAGCAAGGAGUGAAAUGCGAAUUUUCUUUCAGUGAGUCUGGAGAGUUGUUAACAUGCGUGCGCUUAAGUUCUCCUUCUCCCUGGUCGUGUAGUUGAUAUGAAAAUGAAGAUAAACACAUCGCAUCAUCAUGCUCGAGCGACACGGGUGCGGAGUACUUCGCAAAAGCAACGCUUUCGACAUUCAAACUCGUCCGCAUCUGCAAAAGGGCCAGACUUUUAGUUAUUAGAAAUUAUAGUUAAUUUGCUGAGCCUGCGGGAGGUAAUAUGGCAUAAAGCUACGUGCUUUUGAAUAUGAUAUGCUGGCGGAAAGCUCGAGCAGACUGGCGGUUUUGAGAACUCCGUGGUCACGUCAAAAAGGUGAACAGCAGGAGCGAUGCUUAACUGUUCUACUUCUACGAAUACUUGUUUCCUCUAGUCACAACAGGUUUUUUAACAUGCAGCUUGCGAUUAGUCAGACUGUGACUGUGGUUUGUUUUCUCUUCGCAGCACGUGCUUUCCGUGUUGAAGUGCGGACAAUGAACAGCUUAAAGUCGAAGACUGACACCCACACCUAAAUAACUUUGCACGAAUAAAAAUGUUUUUGUUUCACUUGAUUUAGAUGCUUUUAUUUAACGUUAAGGCUUUACCGAUAUUUUUAUUACCUUCGGAUGAAUAAAAAUGAGAAUGUACAAAAAAUAUAUGUCGUAUCGUUUUUUUCACUUCUAAUCUAGCAGAUAACAUUAACAAUGUCUCAUCUUCAUGAACUACUUUUGACAGAAGACCUUAUUUCGAUUCUUGUACCAUAAGCUGAAGAUAUUUGACUUUUACAGAAGAAUGCAAUGCGCGAUGGAUUUGGCUACUUUCUACCGAGCCACCGUACGAACUACUCGUCGACUAGCAUUACGUACUGAUAAAAAUACGAUACACUCUUCAGAGGAUGGGAAUGAAGAAGUAAUGCUAUUUUGCAGGCGAAUGAAUUAGGCUAUACAGGGCGCUCAGUUGCUCUAUACACCACAAGACCCUGGCACCGCAUCUCCUUGGAGGUGUGGUGGUCACAUAGCAAAGCUUAACGGUAACAAGAUGUUGAUGUAGGAUACAACUCGAAGGCGCAGCUGUCGCUUCCGUAAUAAAAUGAAUGCAUCUUUAGAGAGCGCCAGCACGAGCGACUGCAGGUGAUCGACGAUAAAUGUAUAUGUACGAUACGGUGUGGGUCUACCGUGCUAGUGCUACCAAGUAUCAAAAUAAGAUGAUACCUCUAUUGCUAUUUCUUUCGCCAGCAGCAAGACUACCUCUAACCGGCGCCAGAGCCAGGCAAUUGACACGUG